AUGUGGUACAGGACGACAAACUUAUGGACUCUAAAGAACAUGGCCGAUAAUUUUAUCGGAAAAGCACAUUUAAGAAGGGAGAUUGUGAUAGGGGCAUUCCAUCGACUAACAGAAGAGCAGAAUAUCAGGGGAAAUUAUGUUGUAAGUGGCGAUGCCCUCACGCUUACUUAUUAUAUUGUUUAGAUAAUCCAAUUCAUCGGGGAUACUCUCAUUCCCCAUGAUCUCUAUUGUACUAGCUACAACAAAAAUGGUGAUAAACAUACCUCGAGGGCUUUAAUUCAAAGGAUCCACCAAGGAAAACGAGGGGCCAAUAAUGUUUGUGCAUGGGCAGGACAUCUGGCAGAAUGCGAAGUUAUAUCCUCAAAUCUGGAGACGGUCAGGUAUGGCACUCUGAAUUCUAUAAGUCGUUUUUUAGCCUCUCUACAAUACCCUCUCCCGAUCAGAAUGAACAACUUCCCAUUUCAAUAGAAAAAGUUCACAAAGAGGCUAAAAAGCAUAAACUAGUCGUAUGUGUGGCUCCAAUGUAUAUCUACACCGACUGGAAGAUCAUGGUUACCGGAAUUGAAACCUGGUUAGCGUUGGGGGCCACUAAACUGGUAUUCCCAAUUCAAUCAAUCUCGAGGACGUCAAUGGAAAUCCUGAGAAGAUAUGAGCUUAAAGGGAUUGUCAUCACCCGACCUUGGCCUAAAUGGCCAGUUCUGUCAGACACUAACCCCAAUGGACUUGUCUUAUCCCGAGGGAUCGAGGAAUCUCAUGUUAAUUGCCUUCAUUUCGUUAAAUCUUUUGCUGAAAUGGUCGCAUUCACUGACAUUGAUGACAUGCUUAUUCCCCCAGAGCCGUCGAAAGUUACUCCAGGAAUAAACGUUGGACUUUUAGAGGUAAAAAGAAUCAACAGUAAACGUAAUAGUACUUUAGGGAUUAUUCAAAGAGCAUCCGCAAGCCGGCUCUCUGCUCUUCGAACACCGUGAUGUGCAAUUUGUUUUACCCGAAGAGAAAGCAAAUGAGACUUUAAGGUCAUUCAACUUCCGUUUUCUACAUAAUACGAAAUGGAAACAAAAUUGUUUUAUCUGGAGGAUGAAAACUAGAGUGGUAGUGAAUGCAAGUAAGUAUAGGAUUUAGAAAAACUUUCUAGUGAUGACUAUAAAAUUCAAAAAAAUUUCUUAAGGUCGUGUGGACACUGUUAACAUGCAUGAAACCGGGAUCCAUCGACUUGGCUAUGUUCAGAUCAGGGUACCCUGUCGAAAAGGACAUUUCUAUCAUUUGAGGCAUUCCUACAAAAACAUGGCCUCAAAUCAAUGGAAACUGGAUAUGAAUCCCUUGUCGAACAUGCUAGAUAACCAAUGGCAACGAAGGUUAACAGACACUUUCCACGAUCUCUCAAAUAUUACAUUAGAACAGUCCUCGAUUGAUUCGUUCGAGGACCUAGAUCAAUGUGUAAUGAAGGUCACAGAAGAGCAUUUUACUCUUAGGGUGUCCAGAUGUAUGACUCCUCAUGUCUGUUUCACUCGGAAAGCCACGUAAGAUAACGAAUAGAAAGAGGUAUCUGAGAUCUUUACAGAAACAGCACAUGUGUAGCGGCAGAUGCAAACUACGGAUUUGCACGAUCGGGAGAAGACUUCAUUAUAGCGCCAUUAAAUACACAACUAGUAAACAGUGCCAGCAAUUGCGACGCGCCAAUGCCCAAGUUUACCUCCGGUUCUCAUUUUUACUUACCGUAA
Molecule: messenger RNA, 1718 nt
Organism: Bursaphelenchus xylophilus (pine wood nematode)
Lineage: Eukaryota; Metazoa; Nematoda; Chromadorea; Rhabditida; Aphelenchoididae
Source: the annotation of a GenBank genome assembly